UAUUUUCUAUUUGGGCCGGAAGUUGGGAUCCCAACGUCUAAUGGUGAUACAUAAACAUCCUUGCAUUCAUAUAGCCAUCACAUGAGUUGUAGUUAGGACAAGACAGAGCGCUGUACUGGUAGUGACCGGCUGGUAGCGUUUUACAACCUCACGUACGACAAGCUAACUCAGACACGUCACUCGGAAAGUUAAAUGGGCCUACGAACCUGUUGGAAGUCUCCGUGUUCUGGUGCUGGUGUGCGUCGCAUAACACCUGAGUUCUUCUACGACCUCCUUAACACCCUUUCAGAUAUACAACGAUGCUAGAAGGUGUUGUUAGUCCUCAGGAACUAGAUCUCCCCACAGACUUCGUGUAGGCUUGUAUCACAUGGUGGACCCAGAUACGCGGCUUCAAAUGAGUUCCUGCCCCGUCAUGCAGCUUAGUACAAGUCAGCUCAGCCUAGAAUGCAGGAAGAGAAACCGACCUAUACGUGUUUCAUUGAAUCCAGCCCAUCUUCAAGAUACCGGGAAGGCCCCGGUAGCCUGUUAUAAUCCGGUUUGCCACAUUGUGAGGCGGUCGAAACAUGCCAAAAAGUAAUGUAGGGCGGAAGGGUUAGAAAUAAUCUGGAGAGAUAUGGAUGCAUGUACGAAGUCAGCACUGCCCCUGGGAGAUGACCCCGG
Molecule: messenger RNA, 660 nt
Organism: Babjeviella inositovora NRRL Y-12698
Lineage: Eukaryota; Fungi; Ascomycota; Pichiomycetes; Serinales
Exons: 1
Coding region: 368-577 (69 amino acids)
Source: RefSeq, a predicted model, not a curated record